Messenger RNA from Cucurbita moschata (crookneck pumpkin), 1859 nucleotides. RefSeq lists its product as uncharacterized. The record is from RefSeq and is a predicted model, not a curated record. Bases 318 to 1778 code for a protein of 486 amino acids. The transcript is spliced from 6 exons. Lineage: Eukaryota; Viridiplantae; Streptophyta; Magnoliopsida; Cucurbitales; Cucurbitaceae.
AGACAUAAAAAUGUGAAAUGAAAUCUACCGCGUCGACGACAAUCGAAAGCUGCGCGCACAGUGCUGGUUCUUGGUCUGCUUUAAUGGAAGAGUGGCAUUAGGCGUUCUCGUUCUUGUAAUGUGGGUAUUUCACGGUCUUUAGAUUGAGUUUGGUAGGAGUUCCUGAAGCUGGUGUAAAGGAACCUCUAUAUGUUUGAGAUCAGAAGCCCUAAAUCUGAAUUUUCUCAAUUACACGAAAAAAUCUUGUAGCGAGUCAGCGAUCUGUUUUCUGUUACUACAAUUUUUGUCGACUUGAAUCUCUAUCACUCUCAUCUUCGAUGUCGAAAAGCAGCAACAGUGUAUCAAUCUCGGUUUCUGACAAUGAGUUGGACGACUUGGAAAGGAUGCGUGUUCGAGCUCGGAGGAAGCGAAAAAAACCAGGGAAUCGAGACAAGAAUGAGUUGGCUCGUCGAGUUUUUAGAAUAAUUUUGAAGUAUUGGGUGGUUGUUUUCUUCCUUCUUGCUUUGAGUUUGCUUCUGUUUGAGGCAACGAGAAUUGGUCGGAAAUCAAGGCUGGAGACGAAAUCGGAAGUUGCUGGCUCGACGAGACCAACGAUGGACGAGCCGGUAAUCGAAACUGAGAAGAAGUCGGAUUUAGACAGUAAACCAGACGGGAAUCUGAAUAAACUCGAUCCUGUUACUCGGAAGGUCGCCGGAGUAAGAGAACGUUGCUUGAAACUUCUUCCACCAAAAGAACUUGAGCAAUUGGAUAUUCCUGUACGCGACAGUUCGCCAGUUCCAGAGAUUGAUGUGCACUACAUAACUGAUAAUGACAGUUCAUUGUUAGUAGAUAAAGCUUCCUUGUUCCAACAGAGCAUGAAUGGAACAAGAUUUAAUCUGUUUACUGGAUACCAGACUCUCAACCAGAGAGAAGAAAGUUUUCAGGCGAAUAGAACUGUUGAGGUACACUGCGGUUUUUACUGUGAUAAUGGGGGUUUCAGAAUUUCUAAUGAAGAUAGAAAUUAUAUGCACAAAUGCUCCCUUGUGGUGUCAACAUGUGCAUUUGGCGGUGGAGAUGAUCUUUAUCAACCGAUUGGAAUGUCAGAGGCAUCACUUCGCAAGGUUUGCUAUGUUGCAUUUUGGGAUGAAAUCACUUUAAGUGCACAAGAGUUAGUGGGCCAUGUUAUUGGUGAGGAUGGAUUUAUUGGAAAGUGGCGUGUUAUAGUUGUGAGGGAUCUUCCUUUCACUGACCAAAGAUUGAAUGGAAAAAUCCCCAAGAUGUUGGGUCAUCGUCUCUUCCCUAACGUCAAGUACUCGAUUUGGGUAGAUUCGAAGUCUCAAUUCCGGAGGGAUCCAUUAGGAGUAUUUGAAGCUCUUCUUUGGCGUUCAGAUUCUGAACUUGCAAUAUCACAGCAUGGAGCUCGUAGUAGUGUCUAUGAUGAGGCUGGAGCUGUCGUCAAGAAACAUAAGGCCACCCCGGAAGAAGUUGAAGUGCAGAUUACACAGUACCGUCAUGAUCACUUCCCAGAUGACAAGAGGUUUAAUGGACAUAAAGCUCUGGCAGAGGCUUCUGUCAUUGUUAGGGAGCAUACGCCAGUGGUGAAUCUGUUGAUGUGCCUCUGGUUCAAUGAGGUGGUGCGGUUUACUUCAAGGGACCAGCUGAGCUUCCCAUAUGUGCUGUGGCGGCUGAAAGCUGUAAAGAAAAUUAAUAUGUUCCCCGUUUGCAUUCGCAAAGAUCUUGUCAAUAGUAUGGGCCACAUUCGCAAGGCUAAGCCUCUGAAUGUAAGCCGAUUAUCUUGAACUAAACUACUUUCUUUUCAACUGAAUCGUGGAAACUUUGUAUUAUUUCAUUCAUUCCUUAAUUUAACUACAUCCUCAAUU